GUGCAGAAAUGUUACGCAUUUCAGCUGCAGCUUUAAUACUCUUUGGGACAGGUUUUCUCCAAGUUAUGUUUUCGAUAGCAAGUAUACUGGCUCGUCCAGGACAAAAUGUCACGAUGUGGUGUCCACACAAUAUCCAUGUUACUGGAAAUCUGUUCUGGUUCAAACAGACAGACGGUGCUGUACCAGUUGCUAUUGUGCACAUGUCAUACACCGAAAGUCUUCGGGAGGUUGAGCCAAAUUAUUUCAACAAUUUCACAAAAGACCACAUGGUCAUGGAUCAGUUCAGCAAAAAUACCUCCCUAACAAUUAAGCAAGUUAAAAUGUCUGAUUCUGGCUUCUACUUUUGUGGAGCUAAAGGAUAUCACAAAUUUGGCAAUGGAACAAGGCUUCAAGUGAAAGAUCAUGAGCAAUCAUCCGUGUCUAUUGAGGACUGUUCUAGAGGCAUCUAUUUCAAACUGACCCUCCUAUUUGGUGGAAUCAUUUUUUUUACAUGUAUUGUUCCUCUUAUUUUGGCGAUUAUCAGGGAACACAGAAGACAGAAGCAUAAAAAAGCAGUCGCUGAAUGUCAAGCACAACAACAUAAUGACAAGGAAAAUGAUUCAGUAGAAUAUGCUGCUGUGUAUUUCUCAAACAAGAGACCCAAAACAGCAAGACGACAUACGAAGGACCCAACUGCUGUGUACACUAAUACUACUUGAAAAAGGAAAUAU
This is a messenger RNA of Onychostoma macrolepis, 710 nucleotides long. RefSeq lists its product as uncharacterized. The transcript has 5 exons. The record is from RefSeq and is a predicted model, not a curated record. Gene Ontology annotation, biological process: response to bacterium. NCBI's taxonomy places the organism in Eukaryota, Metazoa, Chordata, Actinopteri, Cypriniformes, Cyprinidae. The coding region runs from base 9 to 698 and encodes 229 amino acids.